CAUCCCAUUACAACAACAUGAGACAGUAGAAGGAACAUUGAGGCGAUUUCGGAAAAAUGCCCAGUUUAUGCCGGUUAGAUAAUGUACUACUCAUAUAGAUCGGAAAGUGUAAAGUGGGGAAUGAUGCAAAUUUCCCAAAGCUAAGACCAGAAUGUACUUGUUGGUAUUCCGUAGUUUUGCAAUCUUGAAUUCCAAUGUCUUGUGCGUGUUAGCGACAAGCAGAGUGAACUCAAUACUACAAACAUAAUUCCGCCCAUUUGGUUAGUUCCAUUUAACAAACGCGGGGGAAAGAGAAUCAAAGUCAAGCAUGGAGCAGGACACUAGCUUCCCCCAUAAAGAUGCCAACCCAGUGGUUUUCUUCGAUGUGGCCCUAGGAGGGGAGCCUCUAGGUCGUAUCAAGAUGGAGCUUUUUGCGAACGUCACUCCGCUCACAGCAGAAAACUUUCGUCAGUUUUGUACUGGAGAGAAUAAAAACUCCCAGGGGCGAUCCCAAGGAUUCAAGAAUUGCAAAUUUCAUCGCGUGAUCAAAGAUUUCAUGAUCCAGGGAGGUGAUUUUAUCAAUGGCGACGGGACAGGUUCCUGUACCAUAUACGGAACUCCGAGGUUUGCGGACGAGAAUUUUUCACUUAAGCAUAAACAUGCAGGCAUGCUAAGCAUGGCGAACUCCGGCCCUAACACAAACGGGUGCCAAUUCUUCAUAACCACUACUGCCACCCCGUUCCUCGAUGGUAAGCAUGUUGUUUUCGGCCAGGUGGUGGACGGGAUGGAGAUCGUGCAUAUGAUCGAAAAUACACGCACAACCAGAGACAAGCCCAACCAGGAUGUUGUCAUUAUGCAAUGCGGCGAGAUGUGAUGAAUUGUAGUUCGUGCUGGAAAGCAAUUACAAA
This is a messenger RNA of Aspergillus fijiensis CBS 313.89, 887 nucleotides long. It is a transcript of the gene cyp3, whose product is annotated as putative peptidyl-prolyl cis-trans isomerase. Gene Ontology annotation, biological process: protein folding; protein peptidyl-prolyl isomerization. Gene Ontology annotation, molecular function: peptidyl-prolyl cis-trans isomerase activity. Gene Ontology annotation, cellular component: intracellular membrane-bounded organelle. The coding region runs from base 308 to 853 and encodes 181 amino acids. The transcript has 4 exons. The record is from RefSeq and is a predicted model, not a curated record. NCBI's taxonomy places the organism in Eukaryota, Fungi, Ascomycota, Eurotiomycetes, Eurotiales, Aspergillaceae.